GCAGGGGCGGGCCCCGGGCGGUUGGUUGGAGCGACGCCGCCGCCGAGGGGGUCCGGGAAAGUUUCUUUGGAGGUGCGGCCGGGAGCGGCCAUGUCCCACGGCCCCAAACAGCCCGGCGCGGCCGCCGCGCCGGCGGGGGGCAAGGUGCCGGGCCAGCAUGGGGGCUUCGUGGUGGCAGUCAAGCAAGAGCGUGGCGAGGGCCCGCGUGCCGGCGAGAAGAGUUCCCACGAGGAGGAGCCGGUGAAGAAGCGAGGCUGGCCCAAGGGCAAGAAGCGGAAGAAGAUUCUGCCGAAUGGGCCCAAAGCUCCAGUCACGGGCUACGUGCGCUUCCUGAACGAGCGGCGGGAGCAGAUCCGCACGCGCCACCCGGACCUGCCCUUCCCGGAGAUCACCAAGAUGCUGGGCGCCGAGUGGAGCAAGCUGCAACCAGCAGAGAAGCAGCGGUACCUGGACGAGGCGGAGCGGGAGAAGCAGCAGUAUAUCAAGGAGCUGCGAGCAUAUCAGCAGUCGGAAGCCUACAAGAUGUGCGCGGAGAAGAUCCAGGAGAAGAAAGUCAAGAAAGAGGAUUCGGGCUCCGGGCUCAUGAACACCUUCUUGAAUGGACACAAGGGUGGAGACUGUGACGGCUUCUCCACCUUCGAUGUCCCCAUCUUCACUGAAGAGUUCUUGGACCAAAAUAAAGCGCGGGAGGCGGAGCUGCGGCGUCUGCGGAAGAUGAACGUGGCCUUCGAGGAGCAGAACGCCGUGCUGCAGCGGCACACGCAGAGUAUGAGCAGCGCGCGGGAGCGCCUGGAGCAGGAGCUGGCUCUGGAGGAGCGGCGGACGCUGGCGCUGCAGCAGCAGCUCCAGGCCGUGCGCCAGGCGCUCACCGCCAGCUUCGCGUCACUGCCAGUGCCGGGCACGGGCGAGACCCCCACCCUCAGUACCUUGGACUUCUACAUGGCCCGGCUCCAUGGCGCCAUCGAGCGUGACCCUGGGCAGCACGAGAAGCUCAUCGUCCGCAUCAAGGAGAUCCUGGCCCAGGUCGCCAGUGAGCACCUCUGAAAGUGUCGGCGCCCCUGCACCCGCAGGAGGUCGGCUCUGCUCGCGGACCCCCACCCGUGGAUGAGGGGCUGGGGUCUCCUCGGGGGUCCAGCGCCCCUAAAGCUUCUACAGCAUCCAUCAGCUUCGAUUGUCCGCAGCCACUGAACCAGAAACCUAACCCGUGGCGCGUGACCUCCAGAAGGCCCUGGAGGUCCGGACCCCACACUACAGGCCGUGGGGACGCGACACUGCACGCGUGUCCCUCCCACCCCUGCACCCACACGCACCCGCAGCCGUGCCCACGCCUGGUGUGUGGACAGUGCGGGUAUCCGGGCGCAUUGGCCUCCCCUCUGGCGCUUGUGUGCCCCAGGUAAGGCCAGCUGCAGGGACACCUCCGCAGUGGGGUCCCUCCUCGGCUCUCAGCUGUGAGACCCUGGUCGAGAAGACCCCCUUUUCCACUGCACAAUCUGGACUUUUAAAAUAAAUUUUACAGUUUUCAGUUUCAAA
This is a messenger RNA of Sorex araneus (European shrew), 1530 nucleotides long. It is a transcript of the gene HMG20B, whose product is annotated as high mobility group 20B. Gene Ontology annotation, cellular component: nucleus. The transcript has 10 exons. Gene Ontology annotation, biological process: regulation of gene expression. The record is from RefSeq and is a predicted model, not a curated record. The coding region runs from base 91 to 1044 and encodes 317 amino acids. Lineage: Eukaryota; Metazoa; Chordata; Mammalia; Eulipotyphla; Soricidae.